CCGAUUUUCCCGAUUUUUUGUUCGAACUAUGUUGUGCUAUUGUUUCGAUUUAUACUUUUCAUUUGCAACAUUAUUAUAAUUGCUACAUAAUAUUGUUCAUUGCAACUAUCUUCCCAACUGCACUCGCAAAUCGUUUGGAUUUUAUUUUGACUUAAGUGAGUUGUCUUCUAUAAAUAAAACAGUAUUUUCAUGUAUGUGAUUUUCCUAGGGGGAAAGGAAAGAGUACAAAAAUAUCGUGUAUCUAGAAUAAUGAAGUUACUGGCGGUAGACGUUUACUUUCCCACUGUGCUUUUAAUGUACGUUAGUCGUAUCAGCAUGAUGUUGCUUCCCCUGCUGUGGUUGAGUGCUUUUUAUUGAGCUCGAGAUUGGCGAAGGAAGCGCAAAGGACCAAUUAGGCGAUACAUUGACUUGAUUAAUCUCAAGUCUUUUGUUUAAGCACUAUAGAACAAGAAAUAAGCAACGCGACAUGCUCAUAUCAAUAGUACCUUUAACAUUUUGAGCUCGUCGUAAUAAAUAUGUCAAAGCUCUGGUCAGAUAUUUACGUUUGUAUGUCAUUAUGAAGUGCUUGAGAACAUUCCUUAAGCGAUAAAUGGCCACUUACGCACUUUGGCUUUGGCUACUUGUCAAUUUGAACAAAGAAGAGAAGAUCGAGCGAAAAUAUAGACGAGAUAUUGAUAAGCUGGGAGAAUGCCCCAGUCGCAAGAGUCGGCAACUGAACUCGUUUCUCUGGGUACUCGAGCGCUCGCCACCAGUGUACUUUUUUGGUACUAUUCACGUUGCAUACACAAAAGUUUGGGAUAAUAUCCCAGCCAAUAGCAAACGAGCGUUCUACGCAUCGCACAAUAUUUACUUUGAGCUGGACCUAACGGACCGGGUUACUUUGAAAACAUUAGCACGAUGUCAGAUGUUACCAGGAAAGCAACAACUCCGAAAUGUCCUUCGAAGUCUCUUCCGACGGAUACGAAAACACUUAGCUCAUAUUCGAAGAGUAUUUCCUAGAUGGAUGACCCUGCAACAACGAACAUUAGGUCUAAAUCCAUUUGACUUGUUCACAUCUAUGACCAGAGAUUGGAGAAGGAAACGUCCAAUUUGGAUAAUGUUACUGUUGAACGCUUUGAACGAAUACGACACAAAAAGUCGUGGUAUAUCCGUCCUUGAUACGUUUCUAAUUCGAGAAGCGAUUCGUCGUAGCAAAAACACUGGGUCAGUGGAAAGUGUCGAAGAGCAAUGUGGUUCUCUGAAUGCUCUCAAUAACAGUCAGGUUGUCGUUGCCCUGAAUCAGACUAUUACUUCUCAGGAGAAAAUUCGACGUGACAAAGCCAAACCGACAUUUUCAACAAAAAAAUUAAUAUUCCACUAUAACUGUGGUGAUCUCAAGAAACUACUGUUCCCUCAAGUUUUGAAAAACGCAUCAGCCCUUUUAAAUUCUACGAUUUCAAGCAGAAGACGUGAACAGGUGCAAGCGCAAUUGUUGGACAGAUACAUGCGAGAAGAAUUGAUUUACAAACGAAAUGAAAGAAUGUUUAAACGAGUGAUAACGCUAAUUGAAGAAAAUCCGAAGAAACAACUCUUUUUUGCAUUAGGAGCAGGUCAUUUUCUGGGCAAUCGAAGUAUAAUUGAACUUAUGAGGAAAGAGGGUUAUAACAUUGCUCAUGUUAAAUCCAAUGAUCCCUUGCCACGUUACGGGAAAAAGAGACCUGUAAAAAAACAUAGAAGAAAAAAUAAACGUAGACGGAAACACACAAGACGAUCAUCGCGUUUGUCGAGCGUUGAUAGUCUUUGGCAAAAGAUAAUUCUAGGAAAUCAUCUCCCGUUGUAUUUCUACCAACAAGUUACCAAGUCACGUCAAAUUCUCUAUCAAUGACCGUACAAUCAACCAAGAAUCAUGGCAAUGCAGCUCAUUUAUCAAAGACAAACCUAAUCUUGCUCCUCGUCAUUUCUGUUUAUGUAAUUAAGAGCAUUUCUUAAUUUUCAUGUAUAUUUGAUUGAAAAGAUUUCAAAUAUUUAUAUAUUAAUAUGCUACAAUGUAAACAUGAGUUUUUUGGCAAUUUUUUUA
This is a messenger RNA of Xenia sp. Carnegie-2017, 2056 nucleotides long. RefSeq names its product metalloprotease TIKI homolog. Gene Ontology annotation, cellular component: membrane. Gene Ontology annotation, biological process: negative regulation of Wnt signaling pathway. NCBI's taxonomy places the organism in Eukaryota, Metazoa, Cnidaria, Anthozoa, Malacalcyonacea, Xeniidae. The record is from RefSeq and is a predicted model, not a curated record. Gene Ontology annotation, molecular function: metalloendopeptidase activity.